Molecule: messenger RNA, 2605 nt
Organism: Truncatella angustata
Lineage: Eukaryota; Fungi; Ascomycota; Sordariomycetes; Amphisphaeriales; Sporocadaceae
Exons: 3
Coding region: 319-2247 (642 amino acids)
Biological process (GO): regulation of DNA-templated transcription
Molecular function (GO): zinc ion binding; DNA-binding transcription factor activity, RNA polymerase II-specific
Source: RefSeq, a predicted model, not a curated record
CAUCCUCUUCUCUGGAACCGGGGAACCGAACCAAUGAUUCCCGGCUCGUGAAAGUCUGCGACCUAGGAGAAAAAGGAUAAAAAGGUGGGAUACUGACGUGCUCCACAAAUGAUCUACUCAACCGUGGUUAGUCGGUACCAGCACUGCCAGCAAAAGGACCACCCUCAUUCCUCUUUCAACCACAAUUGAAGCUCGGACUCGUGAUCGCCACUAGGGUCGCGUUCGCGGAACUACCUGGUCAGCGAGCCAACAUACGGCACGCUGGUCUUGCUUGCAUCAAGAACUGGUCAUCAUGCCCAUUACACCACGAUUUACACCAUGUUUUAUACGGGCAAGUCCACAGCUUGUCACACAUGCCGCCAGAGGCGUCUAAAGUGUGAUGAGGUCCGUCCGCAUUGCCUCAAAUGCAAGCGCGCUGGACGAGAAUGUCUGGGCUACAGAGAUGAAUCAGCUUUCAUCAUCCGGGACAUGACAACAGCCACUAUACAGAAAUUUGAACACAAGCCCAAGUCAGCUACACCAGCGUCGUCCUCGUCGUUGGCAGAUGAUACGGCGCCACCUAUCUCAGAGACAGAUGGACCGGGCAGCGCCGAAGGAGGCUCCACCGUCGCACUGUCGCCUGCUGCAUCUUCGUCUGCAUCGUUCUUUCAGGGUUCAUUCUCGCUUUCCGCAGAUGAAGAAUUUGGAAGUGAGAGAGACAGGAGGAAAAUACGAAAACAGAAAUCUUGGGUCGAACAUCAGGGGCCAAGGAAGAAGAGGUCGAUGAUGUUAAAACAAACACUGCUCGCCUUGCCGCUUGAGGACCGAGCUCUAUGCUAUUUCGCAAGUCGUUACGCAUUCGCGCCAACGCAGUUUCUUGAUCCAGGAUAUUUACCAGUACUCAAGGCUGUGAGUCAAAAAGAGAGUCUCGGGCCUUGCCUCUCAGCUUCAUUGUCUGCUGUGUCCCUGGCAGCUUUCUCUACCAAGGCAAAUGCACGAAAGGCUAUAGUACGAGCAAGGGCACAAUAUGCAACAGCUUUGCAGAUGACGAAUGAGGCCAUUCAACGCUCUAAAUCGUACAACGAUGACGAGCUCUUAGCGUCUGUCGUAUUACUAGCACUCUUUGAGGUCUUCUGUUCCGAAAAUAUACUCGGUUGGGGCAGUCACAUAUUUGGCGCAGCCGCAAUGCUCGGUGCUCGUGGAAAGGUCUCUCUACGCGACAAGCUGGUCAGAGCAUUAUUUCGCGUUGUUAGCAACGAAUCAGUUAAACUUCACAUGCUGGGCGUCUCUUCUCCCCAUACUGGUACUGAAGUUUGGCUUCAGUGGCUCACUGAGCCCCGAUACAUGACUUACAUAACUCCAGCGGCCGAAGCAGCAGAUCCAAAUGCGGCGGAUAUGUUGGAUCUAGCACGUAACAUGGACGGCCUAAGCUUUCAAGAACUGGCCUCUCUAAAAGGAGCUGACGCAGUAGAUCAGAUACAGAGCGGCCGUGCUGGGACAUUACCAGUGCCGCAGUUAUCACCUGCGCCACCAGUUGGAUACGCCGGGCCGCAGGGCGAGGAUGAAACCAUUAGCAUCACACUUGCUCUCUUGGAGACAAAAAAAAUGAUAAUGGCAUACUCAGAGAAGUUUCCGCCGAUUCCUGACUUGGAUGAACCGACUGAGCCAUUGGCCGACCUUGACCAGUCAAGGACAAGUGACUAUGUUACGGAUGUGGACAAGACUUACCAGAAAUUGGCAACCAUAAGCCUGUAUGUAUGUGGUUGUACUGCCAGGUUAGUUACCUAUAACGUUAUGGCCAGAUUGGCAGCAGCGCUUUCUCCCCGUGCAACUCGGGAUUAUAAUGAGGCAGUUUCAAUGGGCCGAAAGGAAAUCCGCGAGAUUUUGAGGAUGGCUCCACAUUUCUUCCGACUCAUUGAAGAGUCCUCCGGCUUGACAAACAGCAAUAGGUUUCUCUCUUCCUCUAUCGCUCGGGAAUACGAGUCGUCUUCAUCUUCAGACGAUUCUUCGAUUGCCUGUGGAGACGAAUACCUGGUAUCCAAAACCCAAAGAUCAGUACCGAAUCUUGCCAAAAGUUACAUCGGACUGAUGAUACUAUGGCCAGUUGCUACGGCUGCGUCCACUGACCUUGUCGAUGCGGACCAGUUCAAGUACAUCAUGGGGAUGUUAGAUUAUAUUAUUAACGUAUGUGGGAUAAGAAUGGGUGAUGGUGUCCGACAAUUCUGUGUGGAGAAACGGCAGCUGUCUGGUGCUCCUUUCUUUGCAUGAGGAACUAGGAGCACAUGAACACAUACACAAAGCACAAUAACGACUCGUUUGGAGACUUGCAUAAGGGCUGUUUGGUUUUGAUGCCUUUAGGAAAAUAUGCGUGGAGUUAAGGAUCAUCCCUUUGUGUGACACUGGCGGAUUUCAUUACAACAACGGAUACCCAUUUCCUUGGAUAGGUUGUACAUACAGCACAGUCAAAUAAACUUGAUAUCUACGAUAUAGGCCUGUUUUUGAGGUUUACAAUAAACCAGCCUGUCACACACGCCGUUCAUCAUCACCAAAGGAACUCCACGUUGGACUAUAUGGUUUUCAACUUUUCCACAUUAAGACUCUCCACCGCCACCCUUUGAAGAGAUCC